Molecule: messenger RNA, 1531 nt
Organism: Andrographis paniculata
Lineage: Eukaryota; Viridiplantae; Streptophyta; Magnoliopsida; Lamiales; Acanthaceae
Exons: 3
Coding region: 100-1122 (340 amino acids)
Source: RefSeq, a predicted model, not a curated record
UAUUGAUUCAAAUUUCUCCGUCCGACGCCGGCGACUGCAAGCCUGAAAUCUCCGGCAACGAAUUUUCAAGAAUUUUCGAGUUCAAUUUUUCUGUCUGCGAUGGAAACCCCUUUGUCCACAAGAAGAGUGACGAGAUCCAUGGCCGCAGCUUCUGCUUCCGCCGGCAACACCAACAAUAACAAUUUAAUCUUGUCAAAGAAAUUAGAGGAGUCUGAAAUGGCGGCAAGGCAGAAGAGCGGCAAGCAUCUGAGCAAGAAUCAAGAUCGAUCUGUACUCGUCGACAUAACGAACAAUUCUCCGAUUGUGGGGCUUGCAAUGGGGAGCCUCGAGACGCCGUCGUCGGCAAUGUCGAAGAAGAGAGGGCAAUGCGCUCGAACUCCGGGUUCAGGUGAGGCUCUAUUGAGAGGCCAAGUGAAAUCCCUUCUGCAGAAAGUUGAGGAAGAAGCCGAAGUGUCGAAAAUGGCUUUCGAGGAUCGGCCUUUCUUCAACCUUCAAGGCCUCAUCCGCUCUCCGGCGAACCUUAUUGCCGCCCCCACUCCAGCGAACACGCCGCAAGUUCUCAACUUUUCCGAUGAUCUGUCGACCCUCACGGCCUCCCCUGUCAGUGAGAAGCUUUUGAUCCCACAGAUGAUAAAUGAGGUGAAGGCAGAGGAGGGUGAGAAUUUGAUCACAAGGUCAUUGAUGCUGGAUUUCUCAGAGAAGUCGACAGAUUCUUGCUCGGAAACACUGAGUUAUGAAGGAUCGGAGCAGAGCAGUAAAGAUAAAUCAUCUAUGGAUGAUGACAAUGCAUCGAUUUGGUCUAUUCAGGUUAACCUAAGCAGCAGCCCUAGGAAUGAUUAUGGUGGUGAUGAGGAUGGUGGUGAAGAAGAUGAAGAAGGGGUUGAUGAGCUUUGUGAAGGAAUGAGCAAGAUUAGGGUUGCAGAAGAGGAUAAUAACAAUAAGUUGUUGUUUAUGGGGAAGCACAUUCGAUUCUUGUAUGACAGUGAUGAUGAGCUUCGAGGGCAGGAAGAAGUUGUUGAUGACGACGAUGAUGAUGAAAUCGAUGGUGUGGUGCGUUUGAAAGGGCUGCCGACGCCGAAAGGGAAGCACCUUCGAUUUCCUCAGGAAUCAGACAGCUGUUGAUUGAUGAUGAUGAUGAAUACUCUUACUUAAUUACUUACUGUUCUUGUUUUUACUACUGGUGUGGGUGUGGGUAUGGGUGGGUUGUCUUGCUCAUGACACCAACCUCCUCCUCCUCCUUUUAUAUGAUUGAUGUUUAAGAUUUGUAGCAGCAGCCAGCAUUCCUACCAUUUGUAUGUUUGUUAUUUUGGUUGGUGGUGUGGUGUGGUGUGGUUAGACAGACAGAUAGAGAAGAGAAAUCCAUAAUUUCUGACUGAUACACACAAUUCAUUCAUUCGACUGAUUAAAUCAAUCUGUCUGCUUUGGUUUCUUCAUUUGAGAGAGAGAGAUCUAUGAUUUUAUUCACAGAAUUUCACAUCGUUUGUAGAAUAAAUUUUGGAGUUUGCAUGUAAUAUUUGAUGAGAUAUAUUUA